AGCGUGUCAUGUUUACUUUCUUUAUGCGGUGUUUUAAAUGGUAUUUUAACCUUUGUAAACAAGUUAACAUCCCUCGUACUUAAAAAGAGAACUUCCCUGUUUCUGUGUGCGUUAGCGGUGACGUCUUAUCCAUAAGUUAAUAUAACAACUAGGGUCUAAUACACUCGACAGAUCGUUAUGUCUAAAGCUGUGCCUCCUCUCCGCAUUCUUUGUAUUCACGGUUAUCGACAAAAUGGAAGCUCUUUUAGAGAGAAGACAGGAGCUUUACGCAAACUAUUAAAAAAACAAGUGGAGCUGGUGUACAUUAGUGCACCACACAAAGUUCCAGCCAUUCAAAAUGAAACCAAUCAGGAGCCAGAGAAGGCUUGUGGCGGUGAUGAGGACCAGAGGGGCUGGUGGUUCUCUAAUAUCCAGGCACGCAGUUUUAAAGCACAGGAGGAGUGUGAGGGCAGCCUGGGACUGGAGGACAGUGUGGAUACUGUGAGGACUGCAGUGAAGGAACUUGGUCCUUUUGAUGGCAUCCUGGGAUUUAGUCAGGGCGCUGCCCUGGUAGCCAUACUGUGUGCCCUACAGGAGCAAAAACAAGAGCCUGAUUUUAAUUUCCGAUUUGCCAUCCUUGUUGCCGGAUUCCGCAGCACUUGUUCCCAGCAUCAGCGGUUCUAUGAAGGGCCAUUAAUAGCAAUUCCCUCACUGCAUGUGUUUGGACAAGAUGACCGAGUGAUUCCAGAGAAGAUGAGUCAAGAUCUGCUGCCAGUGUUUGAUGGAGUUCAAACCCUCAUUCAUCCGGGUGGACACUUUAUUCCUGCAGCAUCCCUACAUAGGCAGUCUUAUCAGGACUUCCUCAAAAAGAUUCAAUGAGAGAAUCAAAUGAUAGCUAUUUUUAUGGAGGAAUGUUAAUGAAAUGUAGUAAAAAGUGAAUUAUAAUAGUAAUCUAAUGCUGUUCUCAGGGGAAAACACUGUGGAAUAAAGACUUUCUCAAGUA
Molecule: messenger RNA, 982 nt
Organism: Triplophysa dalaica
Lineage: Eukaryota; Metazoa; Chordata; Actinopteri; Cypriniformes; Nemacheilidae
Gene: ovca2
Product: OVCA2 serine hydrolase domain containing
Exons: 2
Coding region: 178-858 (226 amino acids)
Biological process (GO): response to retinoic acid
Cellular component (GO): nucleus; cytoplasm
Source: RefSeq, a predicted model, not a curated record